Molecule: messenger RNA, 1928 nt
Organism: Magnolia sinica
Lineage: Eukaryota; Viridiplantae; Streptophyta; Magnoliopsida; Magnoliales; Magnoliaceae
Product: exocyst complex component EXO70B1-like
Exons: 1
Coding region: 1-1908 (635 amino acids)
Biological process (GO): exocytosis
Cellular component (GO): exocyst
Molecular function (GO): phosphatidylinositol-4,5-bisphosphate binding
Source: RefSeq, a predicted model, not a curated record
AUGGAGAAUAUUUCUUCCUCACAAAGCAAGCAGUUCCAACCCAACCGAUCAACGGUUAGCAUCGAUGGCCAAAUAAAAACAACACAGAUUUACAGCUGUGAUAAUGAAGAGAAAGAAGAAGAAAAAGAAGGAAAGGCCAAAGGCAACUGUUUCAUUUCAAAUUACCAUAAAUUCUAUGAAGAAAUCGACCAGUUUCUACAAACCAUCUCAACCAUCAAAAACAACCAAAACCCAGAUCAAACCCCACCUGAAAUCCCUGAUUCGGUUGGAAUAUUCGUGAAACUCUUCCAAGAAGAGAUCGCUAAGUGCGACUGCAGUCAGGAUCAUGGAAAGUGGUGCGAUGAUUCUGAUGAAGGAUCGUCGGUUCUUGAAGCAGUCGGUAAAAUCUCAAAUCUGACACAGGCGCUUGGAAGCUUCUCAUCAGAUCCGAAUUACGCAACGUUGCUCGCUCGCACUAAUGAGGCUUUGCAACGUACAAUGGCAUUCUUCGAAGAGGAAUUCCGGUGGCUUCUAGAAGAUUCUCAGAAGACAGAUCCUGAUCGGCGUUCGUUCCACGAAUCCGAAGUCGAUGCAGAUUCCGAUUUUCCUGGAUUUCCACCAGAAACCGUUUCUCAGCUCUCUAUGAUUGCAAAAGCGAUGAUCGAAGCAGGAUUUGAAACUGAAUGCUGUCAGGUUUUCAGCAUCGCACGACGGAAUUCUUUCGAGGAAAGACUCGUUAAGAUCGGGUUUGGCAAAAUCAGCGCUGAAGAUAUUCAGAAAAUGCCGUGGGGAUCGAUGGAAGUUGAGAUUGCCACGUGGAUCCAGGCCUGCCGUGGCUGCAUCAAGGUAUUUUUCUCUGGUGAGCGGAGUUUCUGCGAGGCGGUCUUUGCUGACCACACAUCCAUCUCUGGCUAUCUCUUCGGCAAUCUUGCCCGUUGUAUUGUAAUCCAGCUUCUCAAUUUCUCAGAAACAGUAGCAAUGACAGAACGAACUGCAGAAAAGCUCUUCAAAUUCUUCGACAUGUAUGAAGUUCUCCGCGAUCUGGCCCCUGUGAUGAACGACUUACCUGAGCUGAAAUCUGAGAUCUCAUCCUCUCGUGGUCGGAUCGCAGAAGCUGCGAUCGCUAUGUUCUCAGAUCUUGAGAAUUCAAUCAAGAACGACCAUGGAAGGACGCCUGUCCCAGCUGGUGCAGUUCACCCACUAACCCGUUACGUGAUGAAUUAUCUAAAAUACGCCUGUGAGUAUAACGACACGGUAGGGCAAUUAUUCCAAGAAGGUCAAGAACCAGUAAUAUCCGAACAAAAUACAGAAUCCGAUAAUGAUGAAAAAUCAAAUCACUCGCCGUUCUCCGUUCAACUCAUGACGGUAAUGGAGCUCUUAGACGCUAAUCUGGUAUCGAAAUCGAAGUUAUAUAAAGAUCCAUCGCUUGGAUAUAUAUUUCUGAUGAAUAAUGGUCAGUAUAUCAUGAGAAAGAUCAAAGGCUCGGCGGAGAUUCAUGAUCUGUUGGGAGAUAACUGGCGACGGAAACGGUCAUCGGAAUUCCGGCAAUGCCAUAAGAACUACCAGCGGGAGACGUGGAGCAAGAUCUUGGGGUGUUUUAAGGAGGAAGGGUUGCAGCAAGGGAGGGGGAAUGUAGUGAAAUCGGCGGUGAAAGAGCGAUUCAAGACCUUUAAUGCAAUGUUUGAAGAGAUACAUAAGACUCAGAGCUCAUGGGUGGUGAGCGAUGAGCAGAUGCAGUCAGAGCUGCGGGUGUCGAUAGGAGCGGUGGUGAUUCCGGCAUAUCGCUCGUUCUUGGGACGAUACCGGCAGUACCUGGAAGGUAAUCGGCAAUGGGAGAAGUAUAUAAAGUAUGGGCCGGAGGAUCUGGAGACGUUCAUUGAUGAUCUUUUUGAUGGGACACCGUCAUCAAUGGUGAGGAGGAGAACAUGAGAGAGAGAGAGUAAAUGAGU